GUUAAAUCUCCAGCCAGGAUCUCUUCACACGAGAGGAGGAGAACAGUCCGGUCAUCUGUAGCCGCCGUAUGAAGAGAGACUGAACCACAUUUAUUGUUAUUUAGAUCUGUUGUGCAGACGCAGCAUGUCUUUCUGUCGGUUUGUCGGCGGUGAAGUCUACAAGGAUCAUUUCAAACCAGGUAUGUAUGUGUGCUCCCAGUGUAACCAUCCGCUGUUCUCCAGCCGGUCCAAGUUCGCCCACUCGUCUCCUUGGCCGGCUUUCACCGACACCAUCAGAGAGGACAGUGUCACAAAGAUGAUGGAGACUCUUACUGCCUACAAGGUUCUAUGUGGCAAGUGUGGCAACGGGCUGGGCCAUGAGUUUGUAAAUGACGGUCCAGAAGAAGGAGUCUCACGUUUUUGA
Morone saxatilis (striped sea-bass) is the source of this 403-nucleotide messenger RNA. It is a transcript of the gene msrb1b, whose product is annotated as methionine sulfoxide reductase B1b. Lineage: Eukaryota; Metazoa; Chordata; Actinopteri; Moronidae. Gene Ontology annotation, molecular function: peptide-methionine (R)-S-oxide reductase activity. Bases 125 to 403 code for a protein of 92 amino acids. The transcript has 3 exons. The record is from RefSeq and is a predicted model, not a curated record.